AUGUAUGUGAAUGGCCAAGGUUCCUACAACAUUGACACUGCCUUCCGCUCUGGAUUGAGAUACUACAAGUUGGACAAUCUCGUGUUCAAGGGUUCGUCCAGAGGUCAACCACUACCAUUUGACAAGACCAGGGUCUACUACAGCAUCUUGACAUUCAAUACGGGCGUGGUCCAGUACUUUGAUGAGGUUGGCCGAUUGAUGUCCAUCAAUGAUCGUUUUGGCAAUCAUGUUGAAUUCUAUUUUGAUGUCGUUGCCAAUGUAUUCAACAGCAGACUCACCAAGAUUGUUGACUCAUUUGGACAAGAGACCAUCUUCACCUACGAUGUUACCAAGUCCGUCUACAUUGCCUACCCUCAAGGUGGAGUGUUGGGAUCGAUCAAUGUUGAAUUCCAGGUCAACCCCGACACUCAACAGUUGGACACCUAUAUUGACCCGAUGGGUUUGAAGACCGGCUUCACAAACAAAGGUGGAAACAUCAGGACCAACCUCAUCUCGAUCAUAACUAAACCCAACCAAGUCAAUGUUGUUGUCAAGUACCGUUCAAUUAAGUACUAUGGUGACUCAUCAAAGGUCAAGCUCUCCUUCUUGGAUGCCGUCGAGUCUUUGCAAGUGAUUGAUGCUGAUGGAGGAUCUCGCUCCACUUGGUAUAACUUUGAUCCAGAGGGAGCUGGUCACAACUUCACUGGAUUCCCCUACUUCUACCUGACCGGUUCCAAUGGUGACCCAUUGCUCACCAGCUCCACAAGCAACACCUACUUCUACUCCACUGUAGUUGAUGAUGGAUAUCUCCUCACUGAGCAUGUCUACAACAACCUACACCUUGAGAUCGAGACCAACAUCUCUACCAAAGAUACCCUCAAGCUACUCAGCAAGACAACCUACAAGUUCAAUGGACAGAAGCCAGAUGGGUCGUUCCCAUUGUAUGACAAACUACCCUCCAACUACCAAGUCCCCACAAUAGCGGUGAAUGAGGUGGUCGAUGCCCCCUUUGUCAGAGCGCACAAGUCUGAGACCGACACAGACGUCUAUGGCAACACCAUUGCUGUGCGUACAUACGACACCGACCUGGAUACUGGAGUGUUCAUACUGGUCAGCGAGGUCAAGACAACCUACUUUAACAUGACCACCAUGUAUGGCCAGGUGUCUCAGAAGGACUCGAUUGACUACUGGGGUGGAAAUGGUAAUCCAGAGUUCAGGAGGACGGUGAACACUCUCACCGAUGACAACAAGAACAUUGCCACCAGCACUGAUGGUCAAGUGAAGGAGGGGGUCUUCCUACCUUUCAAGAAGACCUCUUACGCCUAUGAUACCAAGGGCAGGGUCCUUCAGACCAAGACAGAGUGGGCAGAUGGGAACGAUCACAAACUCCAGUCAACCUUCACCAAUACCAAGUACCUGCUCGAGGGCAAGGUGCUCACUGUCGUCACAAUCAAUGCCGAGUUGCGCGAGUCGAAGGAGUUGUUUGAUACUUGUUCUGGAUUGGUCACCUCAACAGUGGAUGCAUUGGGAAAUAUCACUUCAAACACCUACGACAACAAUGGAAGGAUCCGGUCCACCACAGACCCACUUGGCGCUGUCACUCGAUGCAUCUACGACGACUUUAACAACAUUGUUACCAAAGUUGCCGCCAACGGGUACACUUUAUACACCACCUCCAAUGGUUUCGGUGAGCAAGUGAGGACUGCCGACAACCUUGGACCCAAUGGAACAGAACGGGUGCUCUCAAAGAAGUCCUACAACUCACAAGGUCAGGUGAUGUGGGAGGAGGGCAUUAUUGAAAAGGCCUCAAGGACCGAGUACACCUACAACGAUCGAGGUCAAGUCUCAACAGUUAGAGAUGCUUUGGACAAUGUCAUUGAGACCAUCUACAAUCCAAUUGAUCAGACCAAGAUCCAGACUUUCAAUGGAGUGGCGACAACCUCCUCAACCUCCACAGAUCGAGAGGUCAAGGUGGUGGUGUAUUCGUCCAACUCUGAAGAUACCUUGAACUCAAGGUUCACCUUCAAUGCCUCCAAGGACAUUGUCUCAUCUACCAUUGGAACAGGUUCAUCACCACUUCUGUCCACCUACUUCAAGUAUGGUGUUGACUUUGCCAUGAUGAAUGAGAAUAGAUCUGGACCCCAUGAACAUUCAGUGUCCACAUCCCAGAGAGACUUGUUUGGCAAUAUCAUUCAACAGAGUGUUUCAACUGGAUCCCAACAAUGUUCAGGUGACCUCUUUGAAUUUAAUAGACUCAAUCAACUUUUGUCCGACACCAAUCCACUUGGACAAAGUAUCAAAUACACGUACAACAGUGUUGGACAACCUCUGACUCUACAGACAUAUGAUGGAACAGUGUUCAAUUCGACAUACAAUGCAAACAAGAUGCUGACAUCAUAUUCAUACAUUGAUGCCGCUCUCAAUCUAUUUGAGAAGAGGAUGACAUACUAUCCUCUAUCCUACAAACUUCAGAAGGUGGAGACAUUCUUGAAUGGCAUCAGUCAGGGCGCCAUUUCAUAUACCUACCUCCUCGAUGGCUCACUUGAAUCGAUCACCUAUCCAGAUGGCAACUUCAUCAGCUACACCUAUGACCUGAGCCUCUCCCAACUCACUCAGUUCCGUGACGCCAUGGGUCAGGUCACCAUCUACACCUACGAUGUCUUUGGAAGGUUGGUCUCAGCCCAAGUCCAGGGAUCGACCACUCAACUGGUCACUCUGUCCUACUUCUCCAAGGAUGACAGUCCUGUCCACAGUGGCAAGCUCAAGGCACUCUCUAUUGGAAAUGGCCAGGAACAUCAAUACCUCUACGAUGGAUUUGGUUCAUUGGAGGAACACUCAAUCUAUGACACAACACCUGAUCGCACUAGCAUGGUCUCAAGUCAGAGGAAUACAUACGAUGUUGUGACCAGGAAUAUUGUCUCGACAGAGUUCAUUUCAUUAGCCUACCCUAACGAUGAGUCAAUGAACUACACAGUCUCUUACGUGUAUGACGAUCUGAACAGGAUGCUAAAGGCCACCAAGGUGUAUCUUUCUGGUGUCCAGACCGUCAGUUCAUAUAAAUAUGACUCUGCCAACAAUGUCAUUGCUGAAACAAUUGAGGGACCGACCAUCACUGAGACCAACUACACCUACGAUUUGGACAACAAGCUCAUUCAAACAAUGGACGUCCAAUCUGGUGUUACCAAGAACCUGACCUACGACACCAAUGGAAACCUCACUGAUGAUGGGCGUGGAUCAACCUUCACCUACAAUCUCAACAACCAACUGGUGUCUUACCAGUUCCAAGGCAUGCCACCAGUCACAUACACCUACUAUGCCGAUGGAAGUCGUGCAUCAAAGUCAACCGGUGGCAGGACCAUAAGAUACUACUAUGAUGGUGCUGCCCUUCCCAACUUGGUCAACGAGGUUCUGGACUCCCAAUACACAACCUACCUCAUGAAUGGAUCAUCAAGAUACUCCAGGAUCGUCCACAAUCCAGAAGACCUUCAAUCAUCCGCUCAGUUCCUCAUCAGCAACAACAAAGAUAUUGUUAUUGUCCUCGAUGAAUCCAAUCUACUCGAGGCAUCCUAUCAAUUUGAUCCAUAUGGAGCUGAACAACUUGACCAGCUUGCCUUCACCUUAACCCUGGCGGACAAUCCAUUCAGAUACACUGGAGAGUACACUGACAUGGAGUCGGGUCUCAUCUACCUCCGCUCAAGAUACUACAACCCUUCAAUCAAGAGGUUCAUGACCAGGGACUCAGCCACCACAUUCAAUCGUUAUGGUUACGGCGAUGGCAAUCCAAUCAUGAACUCUGAUCCAUCUGGAAUGGUCUCAUGGCAGGCUAUUCUGGGCAUUGUUUAUGGAUCGAUCGCUGUAGUUGGAUCGAUUGCUCUGACAGUUGUGACUGCUGGUGCAUCCACACCUCUUGCCUUUGUCGCCAUCACUCAACUCAUGCUCGCCGCCGGCUCUUCCAGUGUGGUCUACAGCUCGACUCACAUCAAUGAUUGGAGUUUGAAAGACUGGGCAAUGGAAGUUGGAAUCAAUGCUGGAGCAGGUUUGCUCUCUGCUGGCGCUGGUGCAUUUACAGGAAAUCUAAUAUCAAAGGCUGUGGCAUCCGCCACUGGUAGUGGUUUCAAACUUGCAAUUGCUCGUGCUGCCGUAGCAGUUAUUGGAGCAGCCUUGAUUGAUGGCGCUACAAACAUGGCAAUUACCGAAUUCCAGGACAGGAAUGCCAGCAGUGUGGAUCUUGGAAUCUCUGGCGCCACUGGCUUUGGAAUGGCGUUGAUUCCUGGUCUCAUUGGAAUUCGAGCUGGUAUUGCUCGUGGACUCAGGGCUGCUCGCAACAUAGCGUUCACUCUUGAACCGAACGCCAUCAACAAUUUACGCGAAUUGCAAAGUGGUCCUGGACUUACUGGAGUAUUGAGAAUUGGGGAGAACAACAACCAGUUGUACAUUCAGAAUAUGGCUGCUACCGUGUAUCCAGAAGAACUCGGGACAAUACAUACCAAAGUUGCCCAUGACAUCAUACCUAAUAUUGAUGGAACAGAUGUAUUCCCGUGGGCCAGAGGCUUUGCAGUCAACAAGGUGGGCGACAAUAUUGAGUUCAGGUUCAGGUCCAUCUCUUUGAAUGCCAUGGCCCAGGAACCGUACCAAUUUGUGGGGACCUCUACCAUAAAUAAUAAUACUACUCCAACUCAAUACCUUUCAGGUGAGGCCAGUAAGCAGAUCCUCCUCUCUGUGAGAUAUCAAGCCAACAUCAAGAACAUCUCAGUCCAUCUACACGACACGCAACAGAGUAACUCAAUCACGCACCUUGGUCGCAUGAUUAGAUUCUUCUCAUAA
This is a messenger RNA of Acytostelium subglobosum LB1, 4803 nucleotides long. RefSeq lists its product as hypothetical. The record is from RefSeq and is a predicted model, not a curated record. Lineage: Eukaryota; Evosea; Eumycetozoa; Acytosteliales; Acytosteliaceae. The transcript is spliced from 3 exons. The coding region runs from base 1 to 4803 and encodes 1600 amino acids.